GAGAGGGAGACGCUGGUGCUCGGUGAGCGCGAGCGCAGACAGAGCUCGGUCGCACAUCAACAGGAGACUCAGACAGCGCGCGCACACACACACACACACACACACACACUUCUACAGAUCGGCACACGCACGUACAUAUACGCGCGCUCUAGAAAUCAUCAUCAGAGCACUCCAGAAGAAGAAAAAGAAGAAGACAGAAACUCAUUUCUUCAUUCAGAGGAUUCAGCAAGAAGCGCACCCUGCCACGAGACGCGAGAAGUUCACGGCUGGCUGUCAGUGCGCCCCAGAGCAUCAGAGGUCACCUGCUCGUGCCCACCGCCUUUGAGAUGAUGGUGCUGACGGUCCUGCUGCUCUUUGGGCUCACGGUUCACGGAGCGCUUGCCAUGUUUUCCCAGCAGCCCCAGGACUUGGUAGUAGUGGCUGGACAACCGGUCACUCUGCCUUGCUCCAUUCCUGGCUAUCAUGGUGUUGUGCUGUGGAUCAAAGAUGGCCUGGCUUUGGGCGUUGGACGAGACCUUUCAGGUUAUCCUCGUUACACUGUAAUUGGAGAUCACAGUUCUGGAGAACACCACCUGAGGAUACAGAGGGUUGAGCUAGCGGAUGAUGCUGUGUUUGAGUGCCAGGCCAUCCAGGCUGCCAUGAGGUCUCGACCUGCUCGACUCACGGUUUUGGUUCCACCAGAUAACCCAGUUAUUGAUGGAGGCCCUGUGGUGAGUCUGAGAGCUGGAGAUCCACUCAACCUGACGUGUCACGCUGACAAUGCCAAGCCUGCCGCGUCCAUCAUCUGGAUUAGAAAUGGGGAGGUGCUAAAUGGAGCCAUGUACUCUAAGACACUUCUUCGAGAUGGCAGGAAGGAGAGUACAGUCAGCACUCUGUACAUUUCACCGUCCAACAUCGAGUCGGGACAGACAAUCAUCUGCCGUGCAUCGAACAAAGCUGUCCCUAAUGGAAAAGAGAGCAGCGUCACUAUUGACAUCCAGCACUUACCACUGGUAAACCUCUCUGUUGAACCCCAGCCAGUGUUGGAAGGAAAUCUGGUGAAGUUCCACUGCUCUGCUAAAGCCAAUCCACCAGUCAGUCAGUACAGGUGGGCUAAAGGAGGUCACGUGAUUAAAGAAGUCUCUGGAGACACCUAUGAAGUUGUAGUGGACCACUCCUUCUUUACAGACGCCGUUUCCUGUGAGGUCACCAACCCUCUCGGGAGUACAAAUGUCAGCCGCAAUGUGGACGUCUACUUUGGUCCUCGGAUGGCUGCAGAACCACAGUCCCUGCAGGUGGACCUGGGAUCAGAUGCCGUGUUUAAUUGUGCUUGGACUGGAAACCCAUCACUCACGAUCGUGUGGAUGAAGAGAGGCUCUGGAGUGGUGCUGAGCAACGAGAACAUCCUGACUUUAAAAUCAGUGAGGCAAGAGGAUGCUGGGAAAUAUGUCUGCCGUGCUGUGGUGCCUCGAGUCGGGGCUGGAGAGAAGGAGGUUGCGCUUACAGUGAACGGGCCUCCGACCAUCUCCAGCACUCAAACACACCAGGCUCCACAUGGAGAGAAAGGCCAGAUCAAGUGUUUCAUCCGCAGCACUCCUCCGCCCGACCGCAUCGCCUGGUCAUGGAAAGAGACAGUCCUCGAGUCGGGCACAUCCGGCCGCUAUACAGUUGAGACGGUGAGCACCGAGGACGGCGUCCUGUCCACCCUGACCAUGAGCAACAUCGUCCCUGCUGACUUCCAGACCAUCUACAACUGCACUGCCUGGAACAGCUUCGGCUCCGACACGGAAAUAAUUCGCCUCAAGGAACAAGGUGGGAUCCAAGGCGGCUAUCAUUUGUUGUCCGCAGAGUCUCUGCCCGUGGCUGUGAUUAUCGGCGUGGCAGUGGGGGCUUUCGUCGCCUUCAUCGUCCUCAUCGGCACCAUCGGGGCCUUCUGCUGCACACGCUCUCAGAGAAAAGACGCUCACCUGGUUAUGCCCUCCCUCCCUGCCUCGAUCUGUGCUCAGCAGAGAGAACUUUCCAGCAAAAUUAAAACAGAAAACCUCAAAGGCGUCGUCUCGACCAAGAACGAUAUCCGCGUGGAGAUUGUCCACAAGGACCACAAUGCCGCACGGGAAAAUGAGGACCAUGCCGCCAUGAAGCAGCUCAUGAUUGAACGUGGAGAAUUCCAGCAGGAGUCUGUUCUCAAGCAGCUGGAGGUCCUGCAGGAGGAGGAGAAAGAAUACCAGCACAUCAAGGAUCCCACCAACGGCUACUACAGUGUGAACACCUUCAAGGAGCACCACGGGACUCCCACCAUCACGCUGGCUAGCACCCACAAUAACACCGAACUGCGGCGUGAAACCUCCACGGGCAAACAGCGAGUACCCACAGGCAUGUCCUUCACCAACAUCUACUCAACCAUCGGUGGUGCGCCCAACCCUCGCUUGUACGAGUACGGAGGACGAUUCGUCCUGGGCACAGGCAGCAGCUCCAUCGAGCUGUGUGAGCGCGAGCUGCAGCAGCGUGCCUCCCUCAGCGACUCGGGUUCCUUCAUGGACACGCAGUGUGACAGCAGUGCCAGCAGCUACGCACACUUUGACAAGGACAGCAAGGCCUCAGCGUCAUCCUCGUCACACCAUUCGCACUCGUCCUCGCAGAACUCGGACCUGACGCGACCUCUGCAGAAGCGCAUGCAGACUCACGUGUGAUAACAUCGUGUCAUACUGCAACGAUGUCCGGAAGCAGAUCAAGCACACAUGCUCUCUUUUUCUUACUGUUUUUGUCUCAGUGACGUCAUAUUAAGGACCUUGCAGCUGCAAAUACAGCUUUGGGAAAGUCUUUGUGGUUCCAUAUGCGGACGAGUCAAUUACCCUGAACUGAGAAGAAGCACCUCCAGUGUAGUACUAGUAAGAAUCGUCUCAGCUACUGUACAAAACGCCAAAUCAGGAUGACACAAAAUGACAAAACACAUGCAACAUGUGGACAAGCAAAUCCUAAAAGCAUGGAGGUCUACAAAACAUGAACAGACUCUACAGUGCCGUCGACACCUCCAGUCCAUGAUGCCUUUGGCAGCAUCAGAAAGACAACAUCCUGAUUCUUUAGUCUUCUCUUGCUCUGUUGUAGAGCAGACCUGUCUAAGUGAGUGUGUAUUAUUUGACAGUAACUCUCUUUUCCCUUUCCCCACAGCUAUGACUUUUACUUCAGUGUGGAUGGAAACUUAUAAAAAAAGAAAAAAACAACAAAAAAAAACCCAGACUUAAUCACUGUCAGUCAAUACAGUUGGAUUCCAGUCCUCCUGGAUCCACAAGAUAUAUAUCUCUCGGCCAUUCUGAGAAUAUCUGUACAUUAUUCAUAUAUAUAUAUUUUUUAUUUCUUUCCUUGCUGUCUUUUGUCAGUCUGAUGGUAUGUUUUCUUCUCUCUUUCGCGAUUGUUGACUUUGCUGACCUUAACGAGGACGAUUUGAUCCUUUCUAACUAAGACGAUUUGAAAUGCACAGGAUGUUUUGGCCAUAAAGUAGGAACAAUGCAAAUAUUUUUCCGCUACUUUGUUAAAAAAAAAAGAAAAAGAAAAAAAGCUCAGACUCGGUGUGUGACGUGACACGCAUUUGGUCUCGACGAAACCUCGUAUGUACCAGUGACACGAUCUACAAUAUAUACGCUAAUGACCUUCGUGUGGCUUUUAAGUCUUAGUAUAUAGUCACAUUGUUUACACUGACUGAAAGAGAUUGACGGCUGAAGACCCCCAGGACGGAGGGAAAACAUUCCAUCUGCUCUCCACAGCCUUCAGACUGCACUGCAGUACACCUGCUCACUGUUUUAAGUGAACUGUCUGCACACUGAGAUGUACCAUUGAGACUCUGGUUUUAUUCUAAAAUUUGUUUGUACGAUGUUUGCUCUUUAUUUUUCUUUUUUUUCUUUUUUUUUCAGUUGAGAGCACUUAAAGUUACUACUGAUUACACACACGAGCACCUGUACAGAUGCACUGUACAAAAAAAAAAAAAAGAGCCAAAUGCAGAGCAGGAAGUAGUACGGAGAUGUGCAAUGCAUGAUGCAUGCCAGGUGGAGGCAGACGGAGGCAAGCAGGUGCUGUUUGGUACGAUUACAGCCUCAUCUACAUGAUAUGUAUAUGUAUUACACACACUGUUUUGCCUGUGAGGCUUCGAGUAGAAGAAUUUCCAAGUUUCUGAUAAGGCAAGGACACCAGAUAAGGAUACACAGGAAACUCUUUUUUGUCAGCUGGAUUAACUCGUGUGCAGCGUGAGAACUCGGAUCAAACAGGGCAUAAAGUGAUAGCUACUGGGGGUUGGAUUAGUAAUAAAAAUAAUAAUAAUUGUAAAUGUAGUCAGCUAGUCACAUUUUCCAUAGCUAAAACAAUAUAUAUAUAUAUAUAUAUAUAUAUAUAUAUAUAUAUAUAUAUAUAUAUAUAUAUAUAUAUAUAUAUAUAUAUAAAUAAUCACUUUUUUGGCUUUUUCAGCAUCAACUAACACAUAACCACAAUCACCAACUGUACAGAGACACUACACUUGCUUCCUUCCUGCAUGGUUCCAAUCAGUGCAAUAAAUGUCCACUUAACACUAUUUUAAGGCUGUGAGCACACAGCAUGGAAGCUUGUGUCCAUCAAAACAACCCUUCAUUAUAGCUCAAUCACCAGCUUUCCUUCUAUGUCAAGUGUGAUGUCCAGAGCAGCCACUGGGAGCUUUCUCCAAGCUGAUGAUCUGGGAGUUAUUUAGCUUUGACCCCAGCAGUAUUCGGAAAAUAUUUUGUGGGAGUUGAACUGACUAGUGAUGUGCAACCAGUGGCUCUGAAAACUCUCCCUUACAACGCUGAUCUUGAAGGAAUUGAUUAUGCCACAAUUGAGAAAAAGAAAAAAAAAGGAAGAAAACAUAUCUAGAUGCAAAAUACUAAUGAUAGCCAUUCAUUAAAAUAAAUAAAAGAACAAUGUGCUGUUGACUGUAGAGCUUUUAUUUUUUCAAUCUGAUUUAUUUACUAUCUGUCUCGCUGUUCAACAAGUCAAUUAGCACAUUGCAACCCCUAGUAGCUAGACACCUCAGUGUGGAAAAGUUACCUGAACAUUACACUGGAUAUUUAUCAAUGACCGAAUCAUGUAACAACUUCAUGCCCAAUUGAAACCUCUCACAUUCCAAAUGUUAGCAUUGCUCCAAUGUACAUAACCUCAAGAAAACCAUCGUCAAUAGUUCAUGUGUCGAUAGAACAUUAGUGGUCGGAACGGUCAAGGGUGAUACAAUUCUGUUUACUUUAAAAGGUGAUAUGAUUAAACAUAUUUGUGUUUACUCCAGUCAUCACUGUAAAACAACCUCGCUCCAUGACAACACAAUCGUGACAUUGUUGUAGAUAACGAAGCUAAAUCAAGUUCAUCAUGUAUAGAAAGUGGGAGUGGGAGAUUUCAGUGCAUCUCUAUGGAGACUGGGAAAGAAAACUGAGCGGCCAGGAUGUGUGGGCUCACAAUUAUAUAUAUAUAUAUAUAUAUAUAUAUAUAUAUAUAUAUAUAUAUGUUUCACAAUCAACAGUUAGUGUGAAUUAAACCGCUGAUUAAAACAGAAGCAAAUCUGCUUUAGAGACAGUGAGAAUCAACCCUCAGUCUGCGCGCACUUAUAAAACAUUCCCAACCGUGUACAUCAUCUGUGCAGCUUGUGAAACAUGUUGUUUUUCUUACUGUUUAACUUUGUAGAGGUUUAGACCAUUCAGAGCUCAACUCUAGCACUGGAGUCAAGAACAGUUUAAUUCACCAACCAAACCUGGUAAUUAACUGAGUAGUUGAAUCGGUUAUCUUUAAGCAGGGAAAUCACUGAACUGUGUAGAUUUUGUGUUUCCAGAGCUGGAAUUGUAGACUUCAUGGCCUAGUGUUGGGCCACAGCCUAUAAUUCAGUGGCUCAAACCAAACACUUGAAAAAUACUUCAGCAGAACCAAUUAACACGUAGAAACAAAAUGGAUGUAGUAAACAAAACAUGAACCACUGAGACUGCUGUAGCAGAUCAUCUGUCGCUGUUAAUUUAUGUAAAUGAUUUACUUGAGCAUUAAUAAUGUUUCAUAAAUUAUCCUCCCUGGAUUGAAGGUGAAGUGAUGUGAAGUGAAGUGACACAGCUCAGUUCAUGGAAGGUGUUUAAAGAGAAAUUGGACAGAAAAUCAACAAUGGUUGAGUAAAUGGAAGCAGUUAUAUUCUUAGGGUUUCUCAAGGGUUCUCUAGAUAGUUCUGGAUAUUUGGCCGAGAGAAAAGCCAGUUAGGGUUCUAGAUUUAUAUUUGCCUCCAGGAGUGUCUUGGUUUAUAUUCAGUAGAAUUCGACGACAUAGACAGCAAACCUGUUUCCAAAAUCAUUUUCCACUGUUCAAUUAAACAUAUAAAACAUUGAUAUGGUUUUUAUUAGUCUAUCUCCCAGCGUGCCAUCGUGAAGUGCAUUGUUAUAAUGGCUCGAGUGUUCAAUGCGCCAUCUGUGAAUGGGUCAUGAAAGACUUACGAAUGAAAUAAUAGAAAAUUGUAAAUCGUUACAGUUUAGAGUUCUUUCAGUCCAUUUUUAAUUCCAUCUGCUAUCAUCAGAUCAGUCAACCAAGCUAUUGAUCCAAUCAACCGUUUAGUUUCUGUUUAAAUCUUUUAAUGCUUUCUUUAAUAAAUCAAGUGCUAGAAUAGAUAAAUCAAGGGCUGUAAAUGCUUGAUCAAAGUGUUUCGCCAUCAGUUAUACAGAUGAUACGUUUUAUAAUCAGCUUAAAACUCGGACUGACCCUUUGCAGGUAGGUCAGGUAUCUUCUCUAUGGAGUAUGUGAACACCAUUACUGUAACAAUCGUACUGAGUCGUAACUCUACUCUGCUAACAAACCCAUCAUUAGGAGGAAGGGGAAGAGUGUACCUUGCUUAUUAGACCAUGUAAAACACUUCUCGGUCCUCACACCACUGCUCAGCUCAUGAAGAUCCUAAGAAUAACAGUGAAGAGGAACAAAAAAAAUUCUCACAGAAAUGUACAGUGCAUGAUUUCCAUCGUCAUUUUCCAUACUGUAGAGGUGGCAUUUAAGUCAAAUCAGCAUUCAGGGUGCAGGCACGAGAGAUGAGUCUUGAGUCGUCGUAAACACUUUACAUAGCAUUAUAUUUGCAUUUCUGUAAGCUUUUAUACAUGAGUGCUGUUGACUGGGUCUAAUUUUACAAAUGGAUUGGUGCCCACUGCAAGGCUUAAACAUAACGAGCCUGUUUCACUGCUGAUAAUACAGCUCACAGCUUUCCAUGCGCUCUAUAUGAAUCCCUAAUGCUCUCUGUAUAUAAUUUGCUGUUAUUUACCUUUCUUCUUUAGUUAGUUCGGAUAUUAGAAGGCAAAAUCGAAAUCUAAAUGUCAUUGACACUGUAUAGACAAUCAUUCUUUUUCUUUCUUUUUCUUUUUUUUUUUAUUGUAGUUUCAUAAGAGAAAGUGAACAAGGUGGAGCUGGAUAGUCUUAAAAAGAAACAUUUACAGAUCAUUUUCCUCAUGAAUUUCUUUUGUCUAAUUUCUUUACACAAUCCAUUACUGUAACUCAGAUGUUGGAAAAAUUGUACGUCUAUUAAACUAUUAACUACGAGUUAACCUUGAAUAGGAACACUUGAAUUCUAUCUUUCUUUCUUUUUUUCCCUGCAUGCACAGUGUACAGUGUUCUUGAAUACUGAAAACUGUGGAUUCAUUUGUUUGGUACAGCAAUUUCAUCUUCACGAAUCACUGAAGCUUGAAGCAGUACAUGUAGUUCAUGUCAUGAAACAACAUUAGCAUUUAAAAGGGUCCUUGUUUUAUCCACGCUGGAAUUGAAUUUUCCAAAAAAAUACCCAUUUCCUUUUUCUUUUCCUCCAUGGUCUCUUAUUAUCUUUACACUUUACUAAACUAUACAGUAUAUAUAUAUUUUAAGAUUCAUUACUGUACCUCAGAUAAUGGAAAAUUGUGUUAGUAAACCAUUAUUUAUGAAUGAUAUUAAUUCUCACUAAUUUGUUAAUUUUAUUACUAUACAUCCUAACAACCCCUAAGUCUCCACAGUGAAAAAGAGCAAACUUGGCAGAUGCUAAUUCUAUUUUCCAUAUGUGUAAUAUCUCUAUUUUGCACCAGAUCAGGUUGGGGUUAUCCGCUUCAAUUCUAACAAUUUGUUCAGUAAACUCAGCAAAUCCAGAGCUAUUGUUGAAUUGUUUCUCCUUUCCACCUCCAUCUUAAAAACUACUGAAAUCAUUCGUCAUGCUGUUCAUUGCAAUGCCAUUAAAUAUACCAUAACAGCACGUGAUAACACUGUGCACCAUAUAGAACACCUUCUACCGCUUAUACAACAUGAAAUAAGAAAUACCUAUGGCGUUAACUCUAAUACAGAGUGAGUGGAUUACGGAGCUGAUCUCCAUAUUGUUUAAAUAGCGUGUGUAUAUAUGUGUGUGUAUCUUGCUUAUCACACAAUGCCGGUGAGUUUAAUCCUGUCCAAAUGGGCAAUGAGUGAUUAUAUAAACUCGUCCAAGCCACACAGUCAGAUAAGGACGGUGAAGGUUAAAGCGCUGAAAACUUUUGGCUGCAUGUGGCCUGCAUGUCCUCACCAUUCUUGGAAAUAUUAUCCCCGCCAUUGAGCAUACAGAGUGAUGACUUGCUUGAAAUCUUGCUGUCCUGGUUUCUCCAUACAGUCUGUUCCAUGCUUUGCCAUCAUGGUGAGUCACUGAAGCUGAUGAGCGUGAGGCAUAGACAGGUCAUAUACUUGACUGGCUAGCUAGCUCUAUUUCUGGUCAUUUCUCUUCCCUAUAACUAUAGCUAAUAGAAAGAGAUAUAUUAUAUCUAUGAGUUGUGUUCUGGCAAGCUUGUUGAUUGUACCUUAUCAGAAAACAGAAAAUGGUAGUGUUGAUGAAUAAAGCAGGGUAUAAUUUUUGGCCUGGUUUUUAACAUGAAUUAUUUGUUCAUGAUUCAAGAUCAGCUGAAAUAUACCAAUAAAGUUGCCAGUUAUUGAUUAAAAUCAGAGUGUUAUCUUUGCUACGUCUGAAUUGUGUCUACAACUGGCAAAAACAGGCUUUUGCAAAUUUAACACCUGUCCUUCGGUCAUACAAAUCAUAGAUAGUCACAAAAGUCACUUUCAAGCCUAAGGCAGCUUUACGGCUAUACAAUUUUUGGCCCAAAUUUACUGUUCCAAAAAAAGUGGUCUUAGACUACAUAAUAUGAUGAGUUCAUAAUAUGAUGAGGUGGCCAAUGGCAGUGGAACCUUCUAGAAAGUUUCUACUGACUGCUGAGAUGCUCAUGAAAAAUUCAUCAAUAGGACAAUGGCAAAGGAUUAUGCCAAAGUCAGCGAAAGCUACAGAUAUGGCAGUGGCAAUGGAGAAACAUAAGAAUGCGAAAUCUUAAAAAAAAAAAACCUCAUUACAUCAAGGUUUAUCUGAGAAAUUCUAUUUUUCUCUGCAAGUCCAGAUCGAUGAUGUAAGCAAGACAGGUCAUUUUCUUUAAUCACAGGUCUAGGAUUGGAGGAUCUUCGGCAUAGAAAUCUGACAUGAUGAAAACAGAGUGUUAUAUAUUCCAGUCAUGGGGUUCAUCUCAUACACUGUGACAAAUAAUAAUCAUAAAGCUUAUUACUGUGAAUCAUAAAAAGGUCUACAACUUGCUCAACUUUGUGUGAAAACUAUGGAAUCAAGGCUUGUCUUAGCCUUGUGUUCCCUCCUCUCCACACAAAUACACACAAUACACACAAAAGCAUGGAUCUUAGAAUAUCACCGGUCAUAGCGUAAUUGCCAUGGGCAUUUUUUUUAUUUUUUUUUGCCUGAUUUUUUUUUUUCUUUUUGCCUUUUACAAAUCAAUAUCUCGUUAGUCCUUCAGUCUUUCAAUAACAUGCUACGGUAACGAAAAUGAUGUAUACAUUGAAGUUGCAAAAAUCAAUAUUUAGGGCUGCAAAAAAAGUUCUUUACCAUCACGUCAUGUGGGUUUGAAAACAAAGGGUUUAACCACUAUUUUCCUCCAGUGGUUCUGUAUAUCCAUCAAACCUAUAAAACAAUGUGUUUUACUUGUAAUGGUCUGUGAUCCUAUGAUGCUGUUGCUCUGUAUAUUUGAGAAAGAAAAAUGAA
Molecule: messenger RNA, 9997 nt
Organism: Hemibagrus wyckioides
Lineage: Eukaryota; Metazoa; Chordata; Actinopteri; Siluriformes; Bagridae
Gene: kirrel3b
Product: kirre like nephrin family adhesion molecule 3b
Exons: 16
Coding region: 327-2669 (780 amino acids)
Biological process (GO): synapse assembly; cell-cell adhesion
Cellular component (GO): cell-cell junction
Molecular function (GO): cell adhesion molecule binding
Source: RefSeq, a predicted model, not a curated record